Molecule: messenger RNA, 1588 nt
Organism: Bactrocera latifrons
Lineage: Eukaryota; Metazoa; Arthropoda; Insecta; Diptera; Tephritidae
Product: GATA zinc finger domain-containing protein 4
Exons: 6
Source: RefSeq, a predicted model, not a curated record
UGUGACGCAGCUAUCGAAUUUAAGGGGUUCAAACGUAUUCAGUUUUCAGGGAAAUUGCAGUUGCGAUGACAAUCUACCGAACACAAGGACAGUUGAUAGAAGUGUGUGGUAUAAAUCUGGAAAUGCUAUGUUUUUCACAAUGCCAGUUAUACAGCUGUCGCGGCAAUUGCUAUUGUUUCUCAUCUCAAGUAUCUUUCAUUUCAACCACCUAUGGUGUGGUGCUGAGGCUGAAUCAAUAAAAUACAGUCAUGGACCAUUAGUAUCGUCACCAAAAGUACGGUCGCUAGAGUAUGGCACGCCGACGAAAGUAGCUGCUAGUUCACCGGGAGUGUUUGAGGAGCAUGAUAAUAACGCUGACUUCGGAACGACUGCAAAUAAUGUGGCCUCAUCUACAGCUGCUGCCCUCGAGAGUCCGACAGACACCGGUGGUGAAAUAGUCGUGCCAAAAACUUUUCCAUUGAGUGCACAAGAACCAACCUGCGAACAGUUACGUGCGAUGUGGAUUUUUUCCAAGAGACAAUCUCGAGCCGCAGAAAUUACAAACGAAAUACCAACCUAUCGGGACCCGUUUGCCUACAAUGUCUGGGAACCAUAUUAUUCAACUACCCGCAACAUGGGAGGAGGAGUGCGUAUGUUGCCACGAUACAACGAUCGAUCUCGGUCACCAGUUUUUGGCCGCGUGAUUAGCAGAGAACCCAUUAUGCCUCCACGUGUAAGUAUCGAUCAUCAUCAGCGACAUUACGGUGUUGAUGGAAGUAACUUCGGUGGUUCGUCUUCCCGCAUCUAUGGAGCUGAAACGAAAGGAGUGCCCUCUUAUCACGGUGCCGGUGGUAGCUCUCGUCGUCCGCUAAAAUAUCGUCACGUGGGUUCUAAUAAUGCUGCAACUAAUGCGGGUAAUGGUGGAAGCCCGAACUCUGUGAACGUUCAAGGAAGUUUCCAACGUUUGAAAGAAUUGAUUUGGACGGAGCGCGCCAAGGAACUGACACAACAGCGCAGGGCAGAAGAGCUAGCCGCACGUGCAGCCGUUCUUAAAGAGAUCACCAAUGGUCAAAAUGUUCAAUCUUCUUAUAAACAUACUUCAAAAUCGGAAUCGCCGUUAAUGGAUGAGAAUCGUAGCCCUGAACGAGACAUAUAUCAGCAUUUGAAUGAUGAUCGCAUGUCUAUUGGAACUGGCCAAGCGCGCUAUAUUGAUAACAAUUACGGUAACAAAAAAAACGCGAAUACAUAUUUGAGCAGCAGUAGCAAUAAUGACAAUAAUAAGCGUAAAAACGCAAAAACUAAUUAUAAAGGAAACGUUAGAAUAGGCAACAGCAAGGAUGGAGUUAAAGAAGUUGGAUCUUAUUUGGCAACAGGAGAAGCAGGAACAUCAUCUAUGCGUAGCACUAUGAUAGCAAAUAAAAAUCGAAACAUCAAAAAUAAUGAUAAACAAAGAUCUUUGUCAAUAGUGCCAAAUGCCAGCAGUGGAUCCUUUACAACGAUUGCGCAUAGCAGCAGUUACUUCGACGACGGUCAGAGUAUCGGUAUACCCAGAACGUAUCCAAUGCGCUCAUCACAUUUUCGUGAACGAAAUCGAGCAUUAUUUAGAGAG